Molecule: messenger RNA, 1479 nt
Organism: Pseudocercospora fijiensis CIRAD86
Lineage: Eukaryota; Fungi; Ascomycota; Dothideomycetes; Mycosphaerellales; Mycosphaerellaceae
Exons: 5
Coding region: 1-1479 (492 amino acids)
Molecular function (GO): heme binding; iron ion binding; monooxygenase activity
Source: RefSeq, a predicted model, not a curated record
AUGGCUCCGACAGGAGUUUACUUAUCAUUCCUCGCAGCGUAUCUCCUUGGAGCACCACUGCUACUUUCACGCCUCUCCGCACAAUCUGCCAUAUCGCCAACAAUCCAAGCCGUGCAGCUUCUCGUCGCAUUCCUCGUAGGCGCGAUCGGCAGCACUUGGGUGUAUCGCGUAUUUCUCAACCCCCUGAAUCGAGUCCCCGGUCCGUACUACACGUACGGCCCUAUCGUGCGCACUGGCGCAAACAGAGUGUCAAUUGUCGAUCCAGACUGGGUGGAGGCAUCGUACGGUCACACCAGCGUGGCGAGGAAAGGUCCAUGGUAUGAUAACAAUUGGCCAAAUCCAGCGCUUCAGCAAGAACGUGAUCGUGGUGCACAUGAUCUACACCGCAAAUCUUGGGCUCCAGCAUUCUCGGACAAAGCUUUACGGCAGUACGAAACUCACAUCACCACGUUCAAUGGCAAGUUCCUGCUGCGCCUGGCUGAACACCAAGGAGGCCGUAUGAACAUCUCGAAGUGCUUCAAUCUCUAUUCCUUCGAUGUCAUGGGCGCACUAGCUUUCGGGAAGAACUAUGGCAUGAUGGACAGCGGCGAGAAACAUGCAGUGCUCAGUAUCAUUUCUACAGGUCUGGACCCUCUCGGUCUCACACUGCCAACAUGGUUCAUGCACCUCCUUCAAAUGGUCCCGGGAGAUCCUGCCGGGAUCACAAAAUUUUUCAAGUUCUGCCAGAAUGAACUCAAAGAGGCCAUAAUCAACAAUUUCUAUGCCAACGUAGAGACCAAAGUCUCGGCAGGCAGUGUAAUCUCAUCAUGGCUCGCCGAGAACUACAAAAAUCUCCCGAAGCCUUGGGAAAGUCGACCCUUUUGCUUAGACACGCAGCUUCUCAUUGUCGCAGGCUCCGAUACGACCGCCUCCGCUCUGACAUCUCUCUUCUACUACCUCGCUCAAAAUCCCAACCAAGUGCAAAAGCUCCGCCACGAGCUUCAGGCUUCUGCAGUCGGCGACUGGUCUGAUAAGGAAAUCAGACAUUGUGACCAUCUCAAUGCAUCAAUCACUGAGGCGCUGCGUCUCUCUCUCCUAGGUCCGACCGGCCUAUACCGCGCCACUCCUCCUGAAGGCAUGCAAGUGGGCGAAGUCUUCUUACCAGGAAAUGUAGAGUACAACAUCUCGCAGUACAUUCUUGCCCGAGACGAGGCUGUCUACACCCAAGCCGAACAAUUCAUCCCAGAGCGGUGGUACAGUAAGCCGGAACUCAUCAAGCAUAAAAAUCCCUUCGCGCCGUUCGCUAUGGGAUCUUUCGGAUGCAUUGGCAAGAAUCUGGCCAUGAUGGAGAUGCGGACGCUCACUGCUAGUAUUUUGUUGAAGUACGAUGUCAGCUUGGCUCCGGGAGAGGAUGGACAUAGGUAUUUGGAGGAGUCGAAGGAGCACUUCACGAUGGAUCUCGCGCCUUUGGAUCUGGUGUUCACUCCUGUUAAAUCUUAA